UGUGGUACCGUGAUGAUAGGGAUAAACAACAUGCUUGGAGUUGUUUGUGGUCCAGAGACAGCCGGCUAAAUACAUGUAUGCAACGGCCGCGCGACAACAUAGGAUUAGCGAAAAAAAAAACACUAUACAGUCCCGAGCCAAGAGUCUGACUCGUUUGCUUAUACGGUUCCCAUACUGGCUUGCUCGCUUGCUUCUUGCUUACCAAGCCUCCGCGGUCGAGCUAGCUGGAGGACAACUUCGCUCAAGAAUUCAGUUGUACGCGGUUGGGUCAACGGCAAAAGCAGCGCGAGUUAGUACCAACGUUCAGUGAAGGUUUGGCGCUUUCUUUUCGCAGACAACGUUCGCGAGUUCGAGGAGUUCGCGAAUUUCCGCUAACGUUCAAGCGAUUACGUUACUAAAUUUCACGGUUCAACAUAGUUUCGACAGGUCAAAUCCACCGAUGCAUACCACUCGGUAGUUACUAUAUGUGCGGGAUUAAGGGUUUUAUCGUGCAUCCAUCUAGGGGAUUAUCGUUAUCAGCGGAUCUAGUGAUUCCACCUUGCGCUCUGUUUACUGAUACCUGAGAAGGUGUCAGGUGUUACUUGAUACCGUCCUGGGUCUAGCUCAACCCAGAUAGUUUGACGGGACUGCAGUUAUGGUCUAUGGUGCGUUAAAUAAGAAAUUAUUGGAAUAGUGUCUCGGUUCUGUUUGUGGAGUCCUUGAGUUUGAAAGUGUGCAGGAUCCGGUAUAUAGUGAAAUAGAUAAGCAGUUAAUACUGAAGUGUCGUGAAGUGCUUUGGGAGUGAAGCUGAGCCAGGAUUAUUCCGUAGGAUUAAAUGUCGUUGGAGAGUUCGUUUCCGGUACCGGCCUCACUCAGCAGUCGCGGUAACAAGUUUCUAAAAUCUUAUUGAUUCAUUCAGAAUCGGUUCGGUUCAAUUAAUUAGUGCGUUUCCCGAAAUAAUUACCGCCAUUUAUCUGGACGUGAAACACACAUGCACGCGUAUGGGAAUAGAUGCUUUCCACUCGGAAAACUCAAUAGAUACAGAUUUUCCAUCUGAAAAAUCGACAUCCGGAAAGAAUAAAGUUGAGAGUGGUUGCAUGUUGGUUGCAUGUCGUUCGAUUUCGUAUAGAGUACCGCCGCGGCCCCAUCGCCAUCAUCUACUCUUCAGCGGCACCCGCAAGGAAUCCCAGCCCAAGAAUUCCCUGCAUCAUCAUCGUUCCGUUCUUGAGUCGAUUCAAGUGUUUGCUCCAUUUGUGGCUGUAACGUGCAAGAAGACGAACCGCGCAACAAGUGCUUAAUGGGCAUCAUGCUGAUAUCUUGACUUCAGAGACUCAAUUCAGAGUUUCGUAUCUUUUUUCAAUGGAAUUCAAACUGUAACAAAUGGAUUAGCAGAUAAUACCAACUGGUCCUCAUUAUAAGCCUGAUUAGACGCUAUUUUUGGACUCAAUAGGACAAUUGUGGCGUAACAUGUUUUCACGGAUGCCGAGUCCGUCUGAAUCGGAUUCUUUCGGCACCACUACUGACCAAACCGAUAGAUUAGGUGUAUCUGCUGGAUCAGAUUCCAUCUCAACAGAUAGUAGUGUUAAGGAUUAUGUGACAACCGAUGAUUGGUGGUCAAAUGCAAUUGAAGAGGAUACAUUCGAUUCACCAUUAGCAUUUGAUGCUAGUGAAAAUGGGCUGUGGAAUGGACGUUUUGUACCGCCACCACCACGACCUCCAUUCCUUGAUGAAUCGGUGGCAUCGGAUGGCCUUACAACAUGUGAUUUAUGUACAUGGGCAUGGCAACGUAAUGCCUACUCGUUGGAUGGUUCUAUAGAAGCAGCCGGCGAAUUAGGAUGGGCGCUCACCUUAAUUAUAGUUUCAGUCAUAUCAGCUCUUAUAGGUGCUAUUAUAAUGGUCAUAGUUCUUAGGUGUAGAAGAUUAAAAUCAGCGAAUAGUAAUGGAGGACGGCCUUUACCGUGGUGGUGUCGAAAUCAUCGUACAAAUGGUCAAACAGGUAGAUCAAAUCUAUCAACAAAACAUCCCGCUGACAGUAUACGAAGGCCUACAAGUAAUUCCGGAGUAUGGAACUGGUUAAGUACACGAAGAUCAUCAGCAGGACCUGAUCAAAUUGGUCCACCGUCAUCAUCACCUGCCGAAAAUCACUAUACACACAUGGACGACGCAUAUAGUCCUGUUGGUGUCGGAGAAGCCCUCUAUGCCGAACUUGAUCGUGAAUCAGUACGAUCAGCGAAUCCAUCAUAUCAGAACACUGCCUACAGCCAAUGUGGAGAGGGUCACGAACAGGACAUGCCAAUGGUUUCAUCAGCUCCAAGUAGUGCUUACUAUUCUGAUCUCUCUGUAACUGCGAUGCCAACCGGGGCCGAUCGAGCAUACGAAGUUGUAGGACUAACAAUGUUAUCGGGUCCACUUCAAAAUUGGGACGUUUCAGGCGACUCCAGUGGAAGCAGCGGAGGCCUGACAGUCACACGAAGACCUCCCCGACUAGCAGCCAUCAAUGAAAGUACCACCACAGUGCCCUCGGAUUAUGUUUAAUAAUUUAUUGAGCCAAUAACAAUUGUGUUUUAAAAACAAAGUAACAUUACUCUGAAUUCCAUUAAAACAACUGAGCAUGUAGACAUGAUAUUAUCUUUUUGAGAUUUUCUUUUUUUAAAAACAAAAAAAAAAUAGUACGAUGAAGAAUGCAUGAACAAAAUAAUCGAGCUUAAUUCAAGUACACGUGAUAUUUAUGAAAUAAUGAAAAUUAUAGAAAGAUAAAAAAAUAUUAAAAAAGAAUUUCAUGAAGAUAACAUUAGAAGUUGUUCUGUUUCAUAUUAAGCUGUAAAGAUAAACCUAUUUAAGACUUAUAUGAAAAAGUAGCAUAAUCUCAAGUAAAAGAUACAGAUAAAACGAAAGUUAUAAAAAGUAAAUUAUACACAAACUGUAAAAUUGAAAGUAAAGAAAGUGGAAACUUUCCCAUCGUGUAGAAACAACUUCAACUUCAAUAGCAAUAAUUAAUCUACUAAACUUCUUUUCAAAACUUAUUAAUAUUAAAACUAUUACAAAAUUAUGUGUUUCUACAUAGGAGACAUUUUGUGAUCUAAGACUUGUUUGAAAUAUUCUUAAUUGUUUAAAUAUUUAAGUAGCCAUGUAGAGUGAGCAUGAGAGGAAGUUUUUUAAAAAGAAUAUUAUUUUUGUAAAUAAAUGAGAAAUGAUGAAAUGAAAUGAAGACGGACAUUCAUAAUAACAAAAUAUUAAAUUCAAAUA
This is a messenger RNA of Hermetia illucens (black soldier fly), 3225 nucleotides long. RefSeq lists its product as uncharacterized. The record is from RefSeq and is a predicted model, not a curated record. NCBI's taxonomy places the organism in Eukaryota, Metazoa, Arthropoda, Insecta, Diptera, Stratiomyidae. Bases 1447 to 2514 code for a protein of 355 amino acids. The transcript is spliced from 7 exons.